Castor canadensis (American beaver) is the source of this 1171-nucleotide messenger RNA. RefSeq names its product G-patch domain containing 11 (gene Gpatch11). The record is from RefSeq and is a predicted model, not a curated record. Gene Ontology annotation, cellular component: kinetochore. Gene Ontology annotation, molecular function: nucleic acid binding. Lineage: Eukaryota; Metazoa; Chordata; Mammalia; Rodentia; Castoridae.
GUGCACCGCCUGCGCUAACUGAUGGGCGCAUGCGCGGCGCGCGCUCUCCGGAGCUGGGCCCGGGCUGGUAGAGCUGCCAGGUCAGGGGGUUUCCGGCGCCGGGAGAGUGACCAAAGGCGGUGCGUGUUGGCUGUGACUUCCCACCCCACCAUCAGCCGUGUUUCCAUCCUAGCAAGACCAGAGAUCUGUAUUCCUUGAGAUUGUGAACAAAUCCUUUAGCCAUAUUGAGCCUUAAUUUUUCUAACUGGAAAGUUCUACAUUAUUGAGUUACUCAUAAACUGGGGUCAUGUUUACUGAAGGAUUUGAAACAGAAGUAACCUUAUCUGAUGUAUUUAAAAGGCCAAAACCAAAAAACAUUCUGGAGGAGGUAUAGAAGAGAGACCAAAGACAAUAAGGCCAGUUGAGAAGCUGAAGUAAUAGUUCAGAUAGUGUUGUCAUAUGAAGUUGAAAAUGGCAGAAGAAGAGGAUUAUAUGUCUGAUUCUUUCAUCAAUGUCCAAGAAGAUGUCAGACCAGGAUUGCCAAUGCUGAGGCAAAUCAGAGAAGCCCGUCGAAAAGAGGAAAAGAAACAGGAAGCUAAUAUGAAAAAUAGGCAGAAGAGUUUAAAAGAACAAGAACAAGAAAGACGUGAAAUUGGAUUAAAGAAUGCACUAGGCUGUGAAAACAAAGGGUUUGCUUUGCUCCAAAAGAUGGGAUAUAAAAGUGGUCAGGCUCUUGGCAAGAGUGGAGAUGGUAUUGUUGAACCAAUUCCUCUCAAUGUCAAGACAGGGAAAAGUGGCAUAGGUCAUGAGGCAUUAUUAAAACGGAAAGCAGAGGAAAAAUUAGAAAACUACAGAAGAAAGAUUCAUAUGAAAAACCAAGUUGAAGAAAAAGCUGCAGAACAGUUUCGGAUGCGACUUAAAAAUAAACAAGAAGAAAUGAAGCUAGAAGGAGAUCUUAAAAGAAGCCAGAGAGCCUGUCAACAAUUGGAUACCCAGAAGAAUAUUCAAGUUCCCAGGGAAGCAUGGUACUGGUUGAGGACUGAAGAGGAAACCAAAGAAGACGAAGAAGAAGAGCAGGAUGAAGAUGAAUAUAAGAGUGAAGGUUUAAGUGUGCUGGAAAAAUUACAAACACUGACUAGUUAUUUAAGAGAAGAACAUCUGUAUUGUAUUUGGUGUGGAACAGCCUAUGAAG